CUACUAACUUAUGCUCUUUUACAAGCUAACUAUUUAAGCUACUUUCUGAAUUAUGACAUUAAAAGCAGCUUGAAGUCAACAUGAAAUACGGAGAUCUAACUUGAUGUCUGAAAUUUGGAGGGCGGAAUGUUUUCCCAGCGGUUUUGGAAGUGUCAGACUCUCUGUUGGUGUUAGCGAAAUAGUAUCUUUGGUUCAGAUGCUCAGUGAAAGAUGUCUCGUAUAUUUCUUUUGCCCUUUUUUAAUUUUUAAUGUAACAAUAAUAUUUCAGAGUAAUAACAACUUGAGCGCGAGAACAAGAACCAACGCUAUGCAGGAAACAGAGGAACAUCAGUAUUCGGAGCCACAAUAAAAUGGCCACUUCCAUGGUGGAUCCAAGCCGCCAUUUGCCUCAAGUGCAAGAGGAAGAACAAACCUGUAGUUGCAACCUCCGAAGCUAAUCCAAACUAGUGGGAGGUUUUGUGCAGAAAACAAGAGAAAAGACUCGAGGAUAGCAAUGGUUCGUGGGAAGGUUCAGAUGAGGAGGAUAGAAAACCCUGUGCACAGGCAGGUCACCUUCUGCAAACGGCGGAUGAGCCUGCUUAAGAAGGCCAAGGAGUUAUCUAUUUUAUGUGAUGCUGACAUUGGUGUCAUUGUGUUCUACGCUCAUGGAAAGAUUUAUGAGUUAGCUACCAAUGGGAACAUGCAAGGCUUGAUCGAGAGGUACAAGAGUGCCUAUACGCAAAGGAAAGGUGAAAGUAGCGAACAGAACAAACCUCAGGCAAUACAACAAGAGGUACUAAUGUUAACACAUGAAAUUGACUUACUUCAGAAGGGCUUAAGAUACAUGAAUGGUGAGAGAGAUAUAAACCACAUGAAUCUUGAUGAGCUCCAAGCCCUCGAAAACAAUCUUGAAAUCUGGGUCAAUAACAUUCGCUCCCAAAAGAUGCAGAUCAUGUCUAGGGAGAUCGAGAUGCUCAGGAACCAGGAAGGCAUAUUGAAGGCUGCAAAUGAUAUACUUCAAGAAAGGAUAAUCGAGCAGAAUGGGAUUCUGGAUGUCAGCAGCAACACGAUGAUACCACAAGUGACAUACCCACUUGCCAUGGAGAGUAACUACUAUCUCUAGCCUAAACUACCGUUCUAUCAAGUUAUCUCGCCAGCUCUGUCUGAAGUCUAAGAUACCAUGCAAGUACCUCCUAUGAUCUUGUAUUGUCAUCCCUUCCAUGUUCUGAAAAAAAAAACAGCAGUUGCAUCUGUGCAACUUCUGACAUAUGUA
Messenger RNA from Phragmites australis (common reed), 1252 nucleotides. RefSeq names its product MADS-box transcription factor 26-like. Gene Ontology annotation, cellular component: nucleus. The record is from RefSeq and is a predicted model, not a curated record. The coding region runs from base 494 to 1102 and encodes 202 amino acids. Gene Ontology annotation, molecular function: DNA-binding transcription factor activity, RNA polymerase II-specific; RNA polymerase II cis-regulatory region sequence-specific DNA binding; protein dimerization activity. Lineage: Eukaryota; Viridiplantae; Streptophyta; Magnoliopsida; Poales; Poaceae. The transcript has 8 exons. Gene Ontology annotation, biological process: positive regulation of transcription by RNA polymerase II.